AAAGCAAACAAAAACAUCCUAUAGUCAGUAAAACUUUCCGUGAAAAAAAUCUUUUGUGAAUGUAAACUUCAGGUAAAGGUGGUGUGUUGGCAGCUGCUGAAGGAGUCAUGUGAGAUGGUGCUGAAGUGUUUUAUCAUGUCUUCAGACAAAAACCUCUGGUGCUUGUGGUGUGCAGAGGCUUUGAAGGCACCUUGCACUUUUGUGUUGCUUUCCCUGUGGCUGUUUUGAACUGCCAGCUGUGCAAGUGGCCAUUUUUCAUGCUUCUCAGGAAAGCAGUGAGAAUAGCACAGACUCUUUACCAUAGCUCACAGCUAAUGUAUUUCUUGUCCUUUCUUCUAUGGAGUUGUUACAAGGUGGCCUUUGAGUUUUCUGAGAGAUUGAUAAGGACAUUAGGUCUGUGUCAGGACAAGCCAGCAGGACACCAGCACCUUUUUGUGAAGGUUGACAGGAGAACAUCAUCCCAAGUGUCUGGUCCAGCUCUUUGGUAUUCACCUGAUGGCUUCUAUUUUCUGCUGUGUGCAGAGGAGUGAAUGCCCCAUGUUGUGUUAGUGCCUGUCUGCCAUGCUGGCCUGUCUGCCAGGACCAGGCGACCUCUCCUUUCAGCUUCUUUCUUACACGCAGAUGAACACUGGACUUCAGAAAUGGGACACUACACAGAAAAUGAGAUCUGCACAGUAUCCUACCCCAGCAGAAUUGGAUGCUUAUGCUAAGAAGGUCGCCAACAAUCCACUGACUAUAAAAAUCUUUCCGAACAGCGUCAAGGUUCCCCAGAGGAAACACAUACGCCGUACUGUGAACGGACUCGAUACUUCGGGCCAGAGGUACAGCCCCUACCCAUCUCAGGCCACCACGAAAACGGGCCUGCUGGCCAUAGUCAAAUCCCCAGCGAAAGGAAUCAUCAAGGACUUUGACGGGACGCGGGCGCGCCUGCUGCCGGAGGCGAUGAUGAACCCCCCCUCCACGCCCUACGUUGCACCAAGCACUUUACCCCACCCGCAGGCGCUCGCUCGCCAGCAGGCUCUCCAGCAUGCACAGACUUUGCCGCACCCCCAGAGCAUCCCGCAGCACCCUCAGGGUAUUCCACAGCAACCCAGCUUACCGCACCCUCAGGGGAUCCCGCAGGCGCUGCCGCACCCGCAGAGCAUGCAGCAGCCGCAGGGCUUGCAGCACCCUCAGAGCAUGGCACACCAGAGCCUGCAGCACGCCCCCAACCCGCUGCUGCAGCCGGGUUUACAUGGAGGCAGAAAGAUGCCGGAUGCAGACGCGCCGCCGAAUGUGACCGUGUCUACCUCAACCAUUCCCCUCUCUAUGGCUGCCACCCUGCAGCAGAACCAGCCGCCCGACCUGAGCAGCAUUGUGCACCAGAUUAACCAGUUCUGCCAGGCCAGAGCUGGCAUUAGCACUACCUCAGUGUGUGAGGGACAGAUUGCAAACCCCAGCCCUAUAAGUCGCAACCUGCUUAUCAAUGCAAGUACCAGGGUAUCUACUCACAAUGUCCCUACACCCAUGCCUUCCUGUGUAGUAAACCCUGUCGACCAUACUGCUGCUGCUAUUCCUCCUGCCUCUGUUAAUGUGCCCAUGGUCAAUAUUAACAGGGUGCCACCCGCCUACCAGAACGAAAUCAAAUCGGUUGCGUGGAACCAGCACCAGCUUGCACAUCUGCAGCAAAUGUGUGGGGAUGCUGCUGGGCCUGCUGGACUCGCAGGGAAGCACCCUCAGAGAGAGAUUGCAGGGCAGAGUUUCCCUGGCAAAACCUCCAACUACCCUCAAGAACUGUGCAUGAGCCAGUCCUUCAGCUUGAAGCCCCCCAUCGAGAAGCCUACGCCUUCUCCGCCUAUGAAUGGGUUGCAGGGACCUUUGCCAUACACCAAUGGGCACUAUUUCCAGCCCCUCUGGAAUAACAUUCUGCCCACGCCCAACAGUGACAGCUCUGGGUCCCAGGACCUCGCCAUGCCUUUCCACGGGGGACAGCCAGCGGGAGCGCCGCUGGAUUGUGCAGGAGGAACUCAUUUCAGAGCUGGAGCUGGCCCAUCCAGCCAGAAUAAUGUGAUGCAGACCAUGGAUUACCUAAGUGGGGACUUCCAGCAGUCCUGCUUCCGAGACCAGAGCAUGGCUGUGCUGGGAAAAGUCCAUCGGCCUCCCAUGAACCGAGCACCUGAACCAACCGAUAGUCGAAAUCUUCAUAUUCAACACCCAGGGUAUAGAUAGGCUGCAGUCACUUUCACAGACAAAAAAAAAAAAAUUAUAGGUUUUAGUCUUAAUUUUAAUUAAUAAGCAAGGCAUUUUUAACUUGCAAACUUGUGUGAUCAUUAUAGUACCCAUUGGAAGAAGACAUACUGUAUAUUUAAAGAGCUUUGCUUACAUGUUAUCUCUCUCCUUUAUGCAUCAAAUAUUUAACAUGCCUUUUGUGUCAAAGAAUUUCAUUACACUACUUCACUCCACAGCUGUUUCCUCACCGCAGAGUCCCCCCUUGGUGCAGCUUUUUUUUGGCCUUCUGCUGAGCAGCUCCUCUCUGGACUGAGGUUGAGUUGCUGCAGGGUUUUGCAGCCACGUGCGUUCUCCAGCGAGAGCAGGGUAGCGUAGCUGCUUCCAUUUCCAUCUCAAUUUCCUCACAGGAUUAAGAGCAACAGAAUUUUGUCAGGGAGUAGGGCUUAUUUUCAACUCGAAAGCCCAUUUCAUUAAUGCAUUAAACAUUGACCAUUUGCACUGUCUAGAGGCCUGUGUAAUUGAAAAAGAGCCUACAUUUGAAAAGAGCCUGCUAGGGGUAUGUAUUUAGGCUUUAAUAGAGGGAGAAGCUUUUCAGCUGUUUCUUGCCCAUGUUUAUCAUUUAGACUUUGUCCAAAGUCAAAAGUCUCUGGCAGAUUUUUCUGACACUUUCUGUUUUCUGGACAGGGUAUGCAGGAGGGGAACGGCGGGUUUGGGACGAAGGCAGCCACGGGGAGCUGCCUUUCUUUGUGUUCCCCCUCCCCACUGCCCUUCCACCAGCCUCAAAGCUCACAUUGUCUGAAUCCCUCGCUGCUAGGAGUCUGGCCAGCCUCAUGUGAAGGGAAUCCAGACCCACUGACAACUCCAAAAAGGGUUCAGCCACUUCUCUGGAAGCUGGAAUUACUGUCAGGGUGAGGAGAUGUAGCUCAGCCCAUCCCCGGUGCAGCGAGCGCGGUCCCGCUGUGGGAUGGGAGGUGGUUGGUCUGAAUCAAAGCUCUUCUCACAAGCCACUGUGGGAUUGACAGUCCCCUGUUCCUCUCCAUCAAAACACCCCAGCAGAUUUAAUGGAACAAUUCUUCUCCCUGGGAAUUAGUGAAGCUAUUUAUAACAUCCCUUUUUCCCAGGGUCUCGGUGCCUAACUCCUUCUGUUCCUUCCCCACGUCACUUCCAGCAGCCAGUUGAGUCAGUGACUGUAGGACACUAAUUACUGGGUGACCUCAGCAUCUUGUUCUCCUCAGUGUACCAAAACAUACCUUUCCUUUCUAACAGCCGAAUUUAUUGUAAGUAGAAAAUUCCUCAUCUCUGUUAACGAGACUAAUACUUGAACGUAAUGAUCACAAUCAAGUUU
Molecule: messenger RNA, 3553 nt
Organism: Ficedula albicollis (Collared flycatcher)
Lineage: Eukaryota; Metazoa; Chordata; Aves; Passeriformes; Muscicapidae
Gene: FAM222B
Product: family with sequence similarity 222 member B
Exons: 3
Coding region: 562-2208 (548 amino acids)
Source: RefSeq, a predicted model, not a curated record